GGGCGCGCGGGGACAAUGGCGGCGGCGGCGCUGGCGGCGGGCGGAGGCCCCGGGAGCGGCCCCGCGGCGGCUCCGGCGGGCGGGCCCGGCCCCGCGCUGGCCGCGGCGCGCCGCAAGGACGGCGGCCCCGCCGGCAAGUUCUGGGAGAGCCCCGACACCGUGUCCCAGCUCGACUCGGUCCGCGUGUGGCUGGGGAAGCACUACAAGAAGUACGUUCAGGCAGAUGCUCCUACCAAUAAAACCUUGGCUGGGCUGGUGGUGCAGCUGCUGCAGUUCCAGGAAGAUGCCUUUGGAAAACAUGUCACCAAUCCUGCCUUCACAAAGCUUCCUGCAAAGUGCUUCAUGGAUUUCAAAGCUGGAGGUACAUUAUGUCACAUUCUUGGUGCUGCUUACAAAUAUAAGAAUGAACAGGGCUGGAGGAGGUUUGACCUGCAGAAUCCCUCCCGCAUGGACCGGAACGUGGAGAUGUUCAUGACCAUUGAGAAAACACUGGUGCAGAACAACUGUCUGAGCAGACCAACCAUCUACCUCAUUCCUGACAUGGAGCUGAAGCUGGCCAACAAGCUGAAGGACAUUGUCAAGCGUCACCAGGGAACAGUCACUGAAGAGAAAUCCAAGGCUACCCACCACGUGUAUCCAAGUCCUACCUCAGUGGAUGAUGAUGAGUGGUUGAGACCUGUGAUGAAAAAGGACAAGCAGGUGCUGGUACAUUGGGGCUUUUUUCCUGACAGCUACGACACCUGGGUCCACGCCAGCGAGAUCGAGGCAGAAAUCGAGGAUGCGCCCAUCCCCGAGAAACCCUGGAAGGUCCAUGCCAAGUGGAUUCUGGACACGGAUGUGUUCAAUGAGUGGAUGAAUGAGGAGGAUUAUGAGGUGGAUGAGAACAGGAAAUCCGUCAGCUUCCGCCAGAGGAUCUCCAUGAAGAAUGAGGAGCCUGUGAGGAGCCCUGAGAGGAGGGACAGGAAAGCAGCAGCCAGCACAAGGAAGAGGAAACACUCCCCUUCUCCACCCCCCACGCCUGUGGAGUCCAGGAAAAAGACAGGGAAGAAAGGGCAAGCAGCUCUCUAUGGGAAAAGGAGGGGGCAGAAGGAAGAGGAUGAGCAGGAGGAUCUCACCAAGGACAUGGAGGAUCCCACCCCAGUACCCAACAUAGAAGAAGUGGUACUUCCCAAAAAUGUGAACCCAAAGAAGGACAGUGAGAACACGCCCGUGAAAGGAGGAACCGUGGCAGACCUGGAUGAGCAGGAUGAGGAGACAGUGGCAACUGGAGGAAAGGAGGACGAGGACCCCAACAAGGGUGACCAGAGCCGCUCCCUGGACGCGGGGGAGGACAAUGUCACCGAGCAGACCAACCACAUCAUCAUCCCCAGCUACGCCUCCUGGUUCGACUACAACUGCAUCCACGUGAUUGAACGCCGCGCGCUUCCGGAAUUCUUCAACGGGAAAAACAAGUCCAAGACUCCAGAAAUAUACCUGGCCUACAGGAACUUCAUGAUCGACACGUACCGGCUGAACCCGCAGGAGUACCUGACCAGCACUGCCUGCAGGAGGAACCUCACCGGGGACGUCUGUGCUGUCAUGAGGGUCCACGCCUUCCUGGAGCAGUGGGGGCUCAUCAAUUACCAGGUGGACCCCGAGAGCCGCCCCAUGGCCAUGGGGCCCCCCCCGACCCCCCACUUCAACGUGCUGGCCGACACCCCCUCGGGGCUGAUGCCGCUGCACAUCCGCACCCCGCAGGUUCCAGCUGCCCAGCAAAUGCUGAGCUUCCCUGAGAAAAACAAGGAGAAGCCAACUGACCUGCAGAACUUUGGCCUUCGCACAGACAUCUACUCCAAAAAGACUCUGGCCAAGAGUAAAGGUGCAAGUGCUGGCAGAGAAUGGACAGAGCAGGAGACACUGCUGCUGUUAGAGGCCCUGGAGAUGUACAAGGACGACUGGAACAAGGUGUCGGAGCAUGUGGGCAGCCGCACGCAGGACGAGUGCAUCCUGCACUUCCUGCGCCUGCCCAUCGAGGAUCCCUACCUGGAGAACUCGGACGCCUCGCUGGGCCCCCUGGCCUACCAGCCCGUGCCCUUCAGCCAGUCGGGCAACCCCGUCAUGAGCACCGUGGCCUUCCUGGCCUCUGUGGUGGAUCCACGCGUGGCCUCGGCCGCCGCCAAGGCUGCCCUUGAGGAGUUCUCCCGGGUCAGAGAGGAGGUGCCCCUGGAGCUGGUGGAGGCCCACGUGAAGAAGGUGCAGGAAGCAGCUCGAGCCUCUGGGAAGGUGGAUCCCACCUACGGCCUGGAGAGCAGCUGCAUCGCUGGCACGGGCCCUGAGGAGCCUGAGAAGAUGGAUGGAGCUGAGGAAGAGAAGAUGGAAACAGAGGCAGAGGGGCAGCCAGCAGAGAAGGUGGAGAGCAAAGCCGAGAGCGAGCCUGAGGAAGGGGAGAAGGUUCCAGAAGGGGAGAGCGAGCGGAACGUGGACAAGGAGCCCGAGAGCGAAGGGGCUGCAGAGCCCAAGACAGAGGAAAAGGAGGCAGAGGAGAACAAGGAGAACGUUGAUGGCAGCAAGGACAAAGAAGCUGAGGCUGGGAAGAAGAAAGUGGAGCACGAGAUCUCGGAAGGAAACGUGGCCACAGCUGCAGCUGCUGCCCUGGCCUCUGCUGCCACCAAAGCCAAGCACCUGGCAGCUGUGGAGGAGAGGAAGAUCAAGUCCCUGGUGGCCCUUCUGGUGGAGACUCAGAUGAAGAAGCUGGAGAUAAAGCUUCGCCACUUUGAGGAGCUGGAAACCAUCAUGGACCGGGAGAAGGAGGCACUGGAGCAGCAGAGGCAGCAGCUGCUGACUGAGAGGCAGAACUUCCACAUGGAGCAGCUCAAGUAUGCCGAGUUGAGGGCUCGCCAGCAAAUGGAGCAGCAGCACAGCCAGAACCCCCAGCAGCCCCACCAGCACCCCAGCGGGCCUGGCAUCACCCCCCUGGGGGCACCAGCACACCCAGGGCUGCUGCCCCACCAGCAGCCCCCACCCUACCCCAUGAUGCACCACCAGAUGCCACCUCCUCACCCACCUCAGCCAGGCCAGCUGCCGGGCUCCCUGCUGCCGGGCCAGCCCCUGCCGGGCCGGAUGAUCCCUGCCAGCAUCCACGGCGGCGGCGGCGGCGGGGCGGCCCCGCCCGGCAUGGCCCCGAUGGCCGGGAACCUGCUGGGGCCACGCGUGCCACUGGCUGCCCCCAACGGAAUGUACCCCGGCCCGGCGCAGCCCCCGCCUCCCGCGGAAGGAGUGACCCCACCCCCGGCCGGAGCCCCGCCGGCCUCUGCCGCUCCCUAAGGCAGCCCCGGAGGAGGAGGAGGAGGAGGAGGAGGAAGGAGCUUCCACAGCAGCGGAGUGGUGACCAAAAGAGAAUUCCUCAGUUCCCUUCUGUUCCUGGGGAGGUGUCCCCUCCCCUCCCGGCCGUGGGCACGGCUGGCAGGGUUGGCAGGGCUGGCACUCCCCUCUCCCCCUGCAGCCCCCAGGGCUCGGUGUUGCCAGGGGAAGCUGCAGGUAGGGGUGCCAGGAGUGCCUCCACGUUGCUGCUGGGAAGUCCUUCACCCCUUGGCCUGCUGGCCUUGCAGAGCUCCACGCUGGUUUCCUUCCUCUUGGUGCUUUGGGCUUCUCCUGCAGGGUGAAACAAUCCAGGUCUUAGGGCAGGAGCUGAGCUUUAGGAUGUGCCCACCCCGGGGGGAUUGGGUGUUCUGGGGUCUCUGGGCUGAGCAAAGCACUGAGAGGAGAGGCCAAACCAGAGCUUGGGGCAGAGCAGGAGAGGCAGGGGCACAGCCCAGCAGCCAGGCCUGCAGGGAUUCCUGGUGGCUGCAGCCACAGCUGCCUCUAACUUAUUACAGGAAAUAUUGAUCCAUGGCAGUGAAACCAGGAGUGAAUCAAUCAGAAUAAAACCACUCAAUGGUAGGAGUUCUCUUGCUCCAGUUUUUACCUUUCCUUUGCCUUUGGAGGUGGUAGUUGGACCUUCCCUGAGUAGUUUGGUGCAGUAGCCAACUGAGGAAUAACCCCCCAUUUUUAGUCCCUCUUUUUGGAGCAUAUACUUUGUACUUUUUAAAAUGAAGAAAACAAACAAAAAAAAAAAAAAUUAAAGUAGGUAGCGAAGAAGUGCUAGAAUUUGGGAUUGGGUUGGGAUGGCUGGGAUGGGAAUGGCAGAACUACCUCUGGACAGCCAGGGCAGCAGCUGGGACAGCUCCUGUCCCCCCAGUGCAGCUGCAGGGGUGGGGAGGGCAGCAGCUGCAGCAGGCAGACCUGGGAGCACUCCAGAGCUGCCAGAACUUGGGGAAAAGUCCUGCAAAAAGUCCUUUUCUGCCCGUGCUUCGGGUUCUCUGCCCUCCUCCUGGCCCAGCAGCGUUUGGGGUUUCCCUGCCGAGGGUCUGGAUGCUGCUCCUUGAUUUCAGGGAUGGCUUUUGUCCAGGUUGGGCUGGAGAGAGGCUCCCAAAAACUCUGGAACCUCCAGAACCGCUUCCAGCAUUUAAAAAUUCAGGCUUUGCCAGGUCUUCCAGCACAGGGGCCUUCCCAUUCCCCUUCCCAAGGCUUCCUUCCCCUCCAGGCUCUUUGGGGUGAGCGUGGGAUUUCUGGUGCAGCCCUUAGUCCAGUUUAGAGUAACCUCAGGUUGUUUUUAGCGUGAGCAGUUCCCAGGGUCCAGGUGGAGACUAUUUUUUACUGUCCUAGUGCUGAUCCUGCCGAGGACCUGGGUCCUGGACUCUGUUUUGUUUCUGUAUAAAUAAUCCCUGUGCCCACUUUUUCACCUGAUCUCUGUAUAGGGCCGGUUUGAUUCCUGCAGCAGCCACCCAAUUUUGUGAAAUAAAAGCAAAAAAAAGCGGUUUUUGUACAAA
This is a messenger RNA of Agelaius phoeniceus (red-winged blackbird), 4847 nucleotides long. It is a transcript of the gene SMARCC1, whose product is annotated as SWI/SNF related BAF chromatin remodeling complex subunit C1. NCBI's taxonomy places the organism in Eukaryota, Metazoa, Chordata, Aves, Passeriformes, Icteridae. Gene Ontology annotation, molecular function: protein binding. The record is from RefSeq and is a predicted model, not a curated record. Gene Ontology annotation, cellular component: synapse. Gene Ontology annotation, biological process: cell projection morphogenesis.